Molecule: messenger RNA, 1562 nt
Organism: Cuscuta europaea
Lineage: Eukaryota; Viridiplantae; Streptophyta; Magnoliopsida; Solanales; Convolvulaceae
Source: the annotation of a GenBank genome assembly
GCAGAAGCCAAUAGGAGUUUUCCCUGUUUCGCCCCAUUUUAAUUCGCCCUAGUAUUGCUAUGGUUUGGAGAUUCUCAUGUCUCAACACUCAACACUUCCACUUUGUUGUGUUGCUAUUAAUUUUCUGAAUUCUAGUCUGUUUUUAGCAAACCAAAAAAGGAUCAACAAUUCCAUUCGUUAUUGCAAGUCGCAAACAGAUCUGCCAUGGAUGAGCAAAUAGUCGCACGAAUUCUAGUCUGUUUGCCUCCGAAAUCAGUUUACAGAUUCAGGGCCGUAUCGAAAUCAUGGAACGAUUUGAUUUCUCACCCAUUUUUCAUCCAGAGAUACGGCAGACAGCAGCGGCCUGGCGGCGGUCUUGGGAUGUUGUUCGGCUUUUGUGAUUCUACGCUGCCCAGUCUAUCCUCCCAACAUCCGAAAUCAAAUCUGAAAUCUGUGAUAAAGAUACUCCCUCUUGAUAUUCCCAGCGGUAGAAUAAUCGAAUGCAAGCCUCAAGAACAAAAACUAGGGUUGUUCAUCAAUUCUUCUAAUGGUUUGAUCCUCUGCUGCGAUACUCACUAUCAGCCUGACACUAGACUCCUUGGCGAGUUCCGCGUUGUGAACCCCUUCACGAAAAGAUCGGUCUCCUUACCUCCUCCACCGUCGCUGCCCGUAAAUAGAUACGUUUCCAUCGGGUUAAUGUGUGAAGACAACGAAAGUGAACUGUCAGCCAAGUACAUUGUCAUCCGAACUGAUUGUCUAUUCGUUCAACGCGAAAAGGAUUCUUUGCGGAUCGUGACUUACUCUUCCAACACCGGCUUAUGGGCCCCCACCAAACCGAAAGUGAUCACCACCGGCGACCCUCACUCAGUGUUUCUUAAAUUUCCCUUAGUCAUGAACAGUGUUUUCCACUGGUACAUAUACUCUGACAAAUUAACACUAGCACUUUACCGUCCCGGCCCUGAAGAGGUCAUCCACAUCCGUGGCUACGACGGAAUUAUUAAUGACAAUCACACCUUCUCAGCUAUGACGAGGUCAUCCAUCGACGACGGUGACACGCUAUGGUUCGGGUGCAUGGAACACGAAACCAUGAGAGUUUUUAUGCUCCAAAAUGGCAAUGAAGAUGGCCGGUCUAUUGUGUUAAGUAAUCAAGAAUGGGUACUGAAGUACGUAAUUAGUCGAGAUUGUUUCUGGAGCGAGUUAGUCUUGUUGUCAGCGCCGGGUAUUUUCUUAGAAGGGUUGCUUCCUAUUAAGAACAAGAAGGCUCCUGUUGCUCUAAUUCGUUUUCAAGGACAUAUACAGGGUAUGGUAUUUCUUUACAACUUGGACACUGACUCAUUGCAAUCAGUACCAUAUCAUGGACCGUCGCCUACCUCCGAGCACUGGAAUGGAUACCACUAUAUUAAGAAUUUUCGGGCUGUAUAUCCUUACUUAGAAGCUUCUUUUCUAUCUAGUUUUGCUCUUUAGUUAGUUACUACACACUUUUUUAGUCAUUUUUUACAUUAUCUAAUUUGAAUUUCAACUUGUAAUCAAUUCUAUUUGACUUUUCUGAUUCAUUAAGUAUAUACAGUUCUAUUACUUGUCAA